GAGGCCCCUACAGUACCCACUGCCCAGAGGAUUCCCCCAAUACUUCCUGUACAGUGUUCGGGGUCAGGGGGCCGAGGUUCCGGUGCUCGGCAAGCCGCUUCUAUGGAACCCUGCGCUGGAGGCACUACAACCACGGAUCCCGCUAAGGUUACUCCUGCUGGCCUUGUGCCGAAGACUAGCAACCCUCGGCAUCGAAAGGUGGAUAGUGAAAAUCGGGCUUUCAAGGAGCGUUGGGAGAUGGAUUACUUGUUUGUGAAAACAAAGAAUAAGCCUCAGUGCUUGGUAUGUUUCCAGAUCCUGGCCGUCUGCAAGGAGUACAAUGUAAAAAGACACUACGUGUCCCAGCACGAGUUCCAGUUCUCCAAGUAUACCGGGGAACUGAGGCUUGCCGUGAUCAAUGACUUGAAAAGCAAACUGAACAGCCAAGCCCCCUUGUCUGCACCAGCCAUAAACACGGAAAAGGCCGCCAUAAAGGCCUCCUUCCUGAUCUGCGAGGAGAUUGUGAAAAGGAAAAAAGCGUUUAGCGACGGCGCCUUUAUCAAGGAAUGCGCUGUGAAAAUGGCUCGCGCUUUCGGUAACGAAGAAAUGGCGAAAAGCUUCGAGUCGGUUUCGCUCUCCCACCAGACCGUGGCCCGACGCAUCUCCGUCAUGGAUCAGUACGUCACGCAUAAAGUCCACGAGGCCGUCAAGAACUGCACUUACUUCUCCAUUGCCGUAGACGAAAACGUGGACCUAACGGGCACCAAUCAGCUGAUCAUCUGCGUCCGCACGGUGGAUGAGAACUUUAAUACCUCGGAGGAAUUGCUGCAUCUGACUCCCCUGCAAGGACUCGCACAAGACGCAGACGUUUACGAAGAGAUAAAGAUCGCCCUGGGAGAUUACGGCGGCUUGGAACGGUGCAUAAGCAUUAUGACGGACGGUUGCAAAUCUACAACGUUGAAAAACGCCGGGCUCGCCGCGCUGCUUAAGAGAGAUGGUUUCGGGUGCUUGCUAUUACACUGCAUCGUACACGAGGAAGGUUUGGUGGGAACCUUGUUAAAAAUGGCGGAUGUCAUGGAAGUUGUUAUAAAGGUAACAAAUUUGAUCAGAGACAAGAAAUGCGGUGUAACCCGCAGGAGGUUUAAGGCGCUCUUGGAGGAACUGGAAGCAGCUAGUUCUGAUUUGCCCCAAAACCGGAACCUCCGGUGGUUGAGCGAAGGAAGCUACCUCUGGAAAUUCUUCAAGUUCCGAAAGGAAAUGUAUCUAUUUCUGGCCGAGCUGAAAUCAGACCCGGUCUUAGAGAUGCGCCUUUGUGACACAGACUUCCUGUGCUCUCUGGCCUUCCUAACGGACAUCACGCAAAGUUUAAACACCCUCAACAAGAACCUGCAGGAGAGGGAGCAGAACAUUAGCCAGCUCUACAAGCAUAUUUCUGCCUUCAGGAACAAGCUCAUGCUCUUAAAACUGAAUCUAUUAAGGAACGAGCUGAUACAUUUUAGUUGCUGCAGCGAACUUUUUUACGAGAUGAAAGAAAAUGGAAACCUUUUACACUUUAACAGGUUUAUCCCAAAGAUUGAGAUCCUGAUUGAGAACUUCAGUGCGAGGUUCCAGGAAUUUAAUGAGCUGAACUCCAGCUUCAGAUUGUUCAGUAGUCCCCUCACUGCGGACAUUGUUGCUGCAGAUGUCCAUUAUCAAAUGGAAUUAUGUGAAGUACAGGCAGAUGUGUUCCUGGCUUCCCGGGCUGAGUCCGGGGUACCCUUCUUUAAGCUUCUUCCUAGAGAAAGGUACCCGAAUUUACGGGACUUGGGACUAAAAAUUUCCUCGAUGUUUGGCAGUACCUAUAUUUGUGAGAAAGCCUUUUCUGAUUUGAAUCAUAUCAAGUCCAAAUACAGGAAUAAUAUCUCGAAUCGCACACUCCUACAAGCACUGCGUUUGUCCACAACCAAUCUUAAGGUGGACGUUGAUGAAUUGUUGUCACAGCCGACCCAUUAAAAGAUAUUUUGUUUCCAUUACACUGACAUAGACAGUAACUACAG
This is a messenger RNA of Nanorana parkeri, 2015 nucleotides long. RefSeq names its product general transcription factor II-I repeat domain-containing protein 2B-like. The record is from RefSeq and is a predicted model, not a curated record. Bases 103 to 1971 code for a protein of 622 amino acids. The transcript is spliced from 2 exons. Lineage: Eukaryota; Metazoa; Chordata; Amphibia; Anura; Dicroglossidae.